Messenger RNA from Sphaeramia orbicularis (orbiculate cardinalfish), 2405 nucleotides. RefSeq names its product reticulon 4 receptor (gene rtn4r). NCBI's taxonomy places the organism in Eukaryota, Metazoa, Chordata, Actinopteri, Kurtiformes, Apogonidae. Gene Ontology annotation, molecular function: protein binding; ganglioside GM1 binding; ganglioside GT1b binding. The record is from RefSeq and is a predicted model, not a curated record. Gene Ontology annotation, cellular component: plasma membrane; external side of plasma membrane. Bases 252 to 1646 code for a protein of 464 amino acids. The transcript has 2 exons. Gene Ontology annotation, biological process: positive regulation of Rho protein signal transduction.
AUUCCUUCGUCCAAAUGACUGAGCUCGGGUGCAGCCGGAGACGUGGCUCUCCACUCGGGAAGACCUACGGCUAAAGUUUGAAGGGUGCAGGGCUUUGCUUUAGGCUGUCCGUCUCCCACCGUGCACUGGAUUUGCAAUUACCCAGAAAUUGCAAAAUAAAACAGAGGAUAUCCUAUCUGUCUCCUGCAUACGCUGGGAUUCAUUCGACUUGGAUCUAAACAUCUAAACAGCACCCCCCCCAGUCUAAAAUCAUGAAGACCGUUAUUAUUGAUGGGGGGCGACUCCUGUUUCUCAUGGUGUGGCUGAACCUUGUGCCUCAAACUGACAGCUGCCCUGCCAAGUGCGUCUGCUACAGUGAGCCUAGACCUACUGUGGCAUGCCAACAACAAGGACUGUUUUCCAUCCCCACUGAGAUCCCAGUGCGGAGCCAGCGGAUAUUCCUCCAGAGCAACAAGCUGACAGUGGUGAGAUCCACCAGCUUCAGCUCUUGCCAUAAUCUCACCGUUCUUUGGCUCUACUCGAACAACAUCAGCUACAUUGAGGCUGGAGCCUUCUAUGGCUUGGAAAAACUGGAGGAGCUGGACAUUGGGGACAACAGUAACCUCCGCACCAUCAGCCCCACAGCCUUCCGGGGUUUAACUAAGCUGCACACCCUCCACUUGCACAGGUGUGGCCUGUCCGAGCUCCCUGUCGGAGUUUUCCGUGGAAUGUUUUCCCUACAGUACCUUUACCUGCAGGACAAUAACAUUCAUACCCUGCAUGAUGACACUUUUCUGGACCUUGCCAACCUCACCUAUCUCUACCUGCACAAUAACAAGAUCAAGAUAGUAACAGACAACAUGUUUCGAGGCUUAAUCAAUCUGGAUCGACUGCUGCUACACCAGAAUCGGGUUAUCUACGUCCAACCAAGGGCUUUUACUGAUCUUGGUAAGCUGAAAACCCUCUAUUUGUUCUAUAACAAUCUUACUGUCUUGACGGGAGAGACUAUGGACCCGCUUGCAACCCUCCAGUACUUGCGUCUAAACGGGAACCAGUGGAUCUGUGACUGUCGAGCAAGGACCUUGUGGGAGUGGUUUAAGCGUUUCAAAGGUUCCAGCUCUGAGUUAGAGUGCAACAUUCCUGAGUUCCUAGCAGGGGAGGACCUAAAAGCACUGAAAAGUGAAGACUUGGAGGGCUGCGUAAAGAAGUUUCAAAUCCAAACUGACCUGUUCAGCUCCAAGACACAGUCCGGCAAAUUCCCUUCCAGUGAGAAUCCUCUAGGAGACACCAUUCCCAGGUGUUGCCUCGGAGACAACGAUAAGUCCUCCAUCCUGUCUGGAAAAAGCCGCCAAAACAACCCCCUGAAAGAAAAGGAGAACAUGUCCAAGACUAAAUUCAAGGAGCCAGAACGAACGAAAAAUGAGACCCAAAACAAGCAGAACGAUGGACCACUAGGAACCUUGUCCAAUGCCCUUGAUAAUUCCUCCAAUCUAAAUCCUGAUCUUAUAGACACUCUGGAAUCAUCUACAGCAUCAAACAAAAAGAAAAAGAAGUGUGUCAAAAAGCCCAAAUCAGACGCCCAGUGUAUCAAAGGUCAGGGUUCUACUUUGCAAGUGCUGCGCUCUCUCAUCAUUCCCAUGAUCUGGAUAUCUCUAGCCAUGUCUUAGGACUCCUGAUCUCAUUCUGAACACAGGACUAAGAUUGUUGAUGCUCAUGACAAUGAUACAGAAGAUGCAGUGACAUCUACAAUAGGCAGUGACUGAAAAGCCAGGAGUCACUUUGACCCAAUGUGGGUGAGGACGACGAACAAUAACGAGGACAUUAGAGUACAUUUAAUAAAAUGGAUGCCUUUACAGAACACUACAGAACUAAUGUAUAUAAUGAAUUGGUGCCCAAAUUGUUUGUUCUCUAUGUACUUAAUUGUACUGUGUCUAAGCUACACUUCGGAGACUCCUCCCUCUUUCCCUCUCAAAAGCUUUUACUGCUUAGACAGACCACCGGACGACUAAAAAAAAGACAAAUACUAAACAAACAAAAAAUGAACAAAAAUGACAAAAAAAUAACAAAAAAAAAAAAAAAACAACAAAAAACAAAUACAGGAAAUCAGAGACAGAAAGCACACAAAGAAUGUUGGGUCCGUUUAAUGAAAAUAAACGAUCUCCCCCCUACCCCCGCCCCCCCCCCCCAUUAUUUAAUCAAAGUGAUGCAUUUGUUGGGUAAUGUUAUGUUUUUUAUGUUUCUAAAAGCCAAUGUUUUACCUCCCUGAUUUUAGUUCUAUUUUCAUGACAGAAAGGGUAUAUGGGUAGCAUUUACUGAAAGAAUGCUGUCAAUUUGUUUAUGGAGAUUGCAAAGGAACCAUAGAUAUGCAUUUUAUUUUACUUGUGUACAAGUAUGAAUAUAUUAUGAAUAAAAGUUCUUAUUUCGUA